CAGUUUGAUUCGACUGUUACAAACGGCAAGAGGUUUUCUUCAGAAAGGUCUGAGCAGUCGAUACUCUUCAGUCUUGAGGAGGUUGUCCGACUCGUUCUCAUUUUCCUUUGGCGAUGGCGAUGUCAAUUCUAAAGCUAAGAAAUUUAUCGGGUCUAAGAUCGGCCGCAAAUAAUGCCCGGAUCGGAGUUUCCUCGAGGGGUUUCUCAAAGCUCGCGGAGGGCACUGACAUAACCUCGGCGGCGCCUGGUGUUUCUCUCCAGAAAGCUCGCAGCUGGGACGAAGGCGUUUCCUCUAAAUUCUCCACCACACCGUUGUCAGAUAUCUUCAAGGGGAAGAAAGUUGUCAUCUUUGGACUCCCUGGGGCUUACACGGGUGUUUGUUCACAGCAGCAUGUCCCUAGCUACAAGAGCCAUAUUGAUAAGUUUAAAGCCAAAGGCAUUGAUUCUGUUAUCUGUGUCUCUGUUAAUGAUCCUUAUGCUAUCAAUGGUUGGGCAGAGAAGAUUGGUGCCAAAGAUGCAAUUGAGUUUUAUGGGGAUUUUGAUGGGAAAUUCCACAAAAGCUUGGGGCUUGACAAGGAUCUCUCUGCUGCAUUGCUCGGGCCUCGGUCUGAGAGAUGGUCGGCUUAUGUAGAAGAUGGUAAGGUUAAGGCGGUGAACGUGGAAGAAGCACCAUCUGACUUCAAGGUUUCGGGGGCAGAAGUCAUCUUAGGACAAAUCUAAAAAAAGUAUUUCGAGAGUUGUUGUUUCUUCUGAGUUGCAACUGCUAAUAAGUUUGAUCCGAACAUGAAGGAGGAUCAAACCAAGUAACAGCGUCACUUUUCUUUUUGUUUUCCAGUGUCAGUUUUAAUAAAAGUUAUGUCUUUAUAUUUUUCACCAAAGUGUAAAUCUGGAUCAUAAUAAAGUAUAAACCAAUAUGAUGAUGUCGUCAAAA
Camelina sativa (false flax) is the source of this 930-nucleotide messenger RNA. Its product is annotated as peroxiredoxin-2F, mitochondrial. Gene Ontology annotation, molecular function: thioredoxin peroxidase activity. Lineage: Eukaryota; Viridiplantae; Streptophyta; Magnoliopsida; Brassicales; Brassicaceae. Gene Ontology annotation, biological process: hydrogen peroxide catabolic process; cellular response to oxidative stress; cell redox homeostasis. The record is from RefSeq and is a predicted model, not a curated record. Gene Ontology annotation, cellular component: mitochondrion; cytoplasm.